GCAGAUCAACGUCGUCCGCUAGUAUAAUCUUAAAGCCAAAUGAUUAUAACCGCAAAAAUAGUGGCGAUAUGUUUGGGUUUGGCCCUUACCGCCUUUACGGUAUCCACGAUUGUGUUGGCUGUGCAGAAGGCAAAUUUGACGGAUGAACUGAAUGAUGCACUUGAAAAGUUAGAUGAACUGAGCAAAACUUCCACCACAAUUACUACCACCACUUCUGCCAUCACUACCACUACCUCAACUACUGCCGCCGGUACUACACCUACAACUACUGUAUCAACAACCACUGGAGUACCAGAGACUACAACCACAGCACCGGAAGUUAUCAAUUAUAGACUUCCCGACAGCAUUUACCCAAUUAACUAUGAUCUUUAUCUACAUCCUGAUAUCGAUACGGGUAACUUCACUGGUCAAAUGGUAAUCCGUGUGAACACCACGAGUGCUAUAAACCAAAUUGUGCUGCAUUCCAACAAUUUAUCGAUCAAUAAUGUUUAUCUAAAGAAUACUAAUAGUCAAACGGUAUAUGUAAAGAAUUUUUACUUCGACACGGUGCGUGAGUUUUUGGUGGUGGAGUUGAGUGAAGAGCUGCCAGCUGCGCGUACCUUCGAUAUCGGCAUAUUGUUCGAGGGUAAUAUGUCCGGGAAAAUUGUUGGGCUUUACAGCUCUUCAUAUACAAAGGAGGAUAGUAGCAAGAAGGUUAUUGCUACCUCUAAAUUUGAACCAACUUAUGCGCGUCAAGCUUUCCCUUGUUUCGAUGAACCGGCCAUGAAAGCAACUUUCGAAAUCACGCUGGUAUAUCCCAAAGGGGGUGACUACCAUGCACUUUCCAAUAUGGACAUUUUGCAAGAAUCCGAUCAGGGUAAUUAUGUGGAGGUCUACUUCAACAAGAGUGUACCGAUGAGCACCUAUUUGGCCUGCUUCAUUGUUUCGGACUUUACAAGCAAAUCAGUUGAAAUCGACACAAAUGGCAUUGGUUCACCUUUUACGCUGCGUGCGUUUGCCACGCCUGAACAAAUCGAAAAAGUCAAUUUUGCAUUGGAAGUGGGCAAAGGAGUAUUGGAAUAUUACAUACAAUAUUUCCAAAUUGAAUAUCCCUUGCCGAAAAUGGAUAUGGCAGCAAUACCGGACUUUGUCUCUGGCGCCAUGGAACAUUGGGGCCUUGUAACAUACCGAGAGACCGCCUUGCUCUACGAUGAAGCUGAGAGUUCGACAGCGAAUAAACAAAGUGUGGCAUUGGUUAUUGCUCACGAAUUCGCCCAUAUGUGGUUCGGAAAUUUAGUUACAAUGGAGUGGUGGAACGAUUUAUGGCUUAAUGAAGGUUUUGCUAGGUACAUUGAAAACAAAGGUUUGAAUGCUGUAUAUCCAGAGUGGAAAAUGCUCGAUCAAUUCAUUUCCUAUCGUCUACAUGCCGUGCUUACGCUUGAUGCCACACUAGGCUCACAUCCGAUUAUACAAACUGUGGAGAGUCCCGCUGAGAUUACAGAAAUAUUUGACACAAUCACUUACGGCAAGGGUGGCUCCUUAAUACGUAUGUUGGAAGAUUUCAUUGGUGCUGAUAAUUUCCAAACGGCUGUUACGAAUUAUUUGAAUAAGUUUAAAUAUAAAAAUGCCGUGACCGAUGACCUUUUAACCGAGAUCGAAAACUUGAAUUUGGGCAUUGAUGUAAAAUCGAUUAUGAACACGUGGACAGUGCAAAUGGGUUUCCCCGUAGUUACAGUUGAGCAGGUAACAACGAAUACGUAUCGUUUAACGCAAAAACGAUUUUUCUCGAAUCCAGACAAUUACGAUACUGUUUAUGAAGAUUCGCCGUACAAUUACACCUGGUCUAUUCCAAUCACUUUUAAAACAAAUGUGACCGCGGAUGUUCAACGAGCAUGGUUCUUAUAUGAUCAGGAGGAGCUGAUUAUUGAAUUGGAUAGCCCUGUAAAAUGGAUCAUGUUCAAUUACGAUCAGAUUGGAUUAUAUCGUGUAACUUAUACCGAUGAAUUGCGGCAGAGUUUGGUUGAUGAGUUAAUAGAAGAUCCUCAGACGUUUACUGUUGGUGAUCGUGCUGGCUUACUGAAUGAUGCCUUCUCAUUGGCCGAUGCCACCCAACUUUCCUAUGACACAGCGCUCGAUAUGACUUCGUAUUUGACGAAAGAGCAGGAUUAUGUGCCCUGGAGUGUGGCAGCAACAAAAUUGACCACACUUAAGCGCGCUUUGAUGUUCACUGACAUUUAUGUGAAUUAUAAGCAAUAUGCGCUUGCGUUAAUAGAGCCGAUUUAUGAGGUCGUCACCUGGGAUGUGGGCACAGAUCAUCUGGAGAACCGCCUGCGGCAAACCAUACUCAGCAGCGCCUGUUCACUUGGACUCGGAUCGUGUCUACAAAAUGCAGCAGCUCUCUUACAAGCUUAUCUAGCGGAGCCCACUAAUCGCCCGCAUCCGGAUAUACGUGAAACAGUAUACUAUUAUGGCAUGUCAGCAAUUGGCAAUGAAACAACCUGGCAAGCUAUGUGGUCGCUGUUUAUUGCCGAGUCGGAUGCAAAUGAAAAAUCUAAAUUGAUGUAUGGCCUAGCCGCCGUACAAGUGCCAUGGAUUCUAAGCAAUUAUGUCAAUCUCGCUUGGUCGGAAGACAAUGUGCGCAGCCAAGAUUAUUUCACUUGUCUGCAGUAUAUUGCGGCCAAUCCCGUAGGUGAAUCUAUCGUCUGGGAUUAUGUGCGUGAGCAAUGGCCGAAGUUGGUUGAGCGCUUCGGUAUAAACGAGCGCACUUUGGGCAAUUUGAUACCUGCAAUCACAGCAAAUUUCGAUAAGCAAACCAAGUUGGAGGAAAUGGAACGAUUCUUUGCCAAGUAUCCAGAAGCCGGUGCUGGUGCAGCGGCACGUGUGCGCGCUUUGGAGACGGUGAAAAACAAUAUAGUGUGGUUGGCGAAUAAUAAGAACAAGAUUGGCGCAUGGCUGGAAAAUUACCUAUAUAAAAUGAUUAUUACCGCGAAAGUAGUGGCGAUAUGUUUGGGUUUGGCCCUUACCGCCUUUACGGUCUCCACGAUUGUGUUGGCUGUGCAGAAGGCAAAUUUGACGGAUGAACUGAAUGAUGCACUUAAAAAGUUAGAUGACCUGAGCACAACUACCACCACAAUUACUACCACCACUUCUGCCAUCACUACCACUACCUCAACUACUGCUGCCGGUACUACACCUACAACAACUGUAUCAACAACCACUGGAGUACCAGAGACUACAACCACAGCACCGGAAGUUAUCAAUUAUAGACUUCCCGACAGCAUUUACCCAAUUAACUAUGAUCUUUAUCUACAUCCUGAUAUCGAUACGGGUAACUUCACUGGUCAAAUGGUAAUCCGUGUAAACACCACGAGUGCUAUCAACCAAAUUGUGCUGCAUUCCAACAAUUUAUCGAUCAAUAAUGUUUAUCUAAAGAAUACUAAUAGUCAAACGGUAUAUGUAAAGAAUUUUUACUUCGACACGGUGCGUGAGUUUUUGGUGGUGGAGUUGAGUGAAGAGCUGCCAGCUGCGCGUACCUUCGAUAUCGGCAUAUUGUUCGAGGGGAAUAUGUCGGGAAAAAUUGUUGGACUUUACAGCUCUUCAUAUACAAAGGAGGAUAGUAGCAAGAAGGUUAUUGCUACAUCAAAGUUUGAGCCAACUUAUGCGCGUCUCGCUUUCCCUUGCUUCGAUGAACCGGCCAUGAAAGCGACAUUCGAAAUUACGCUGGUAUAUCCGAAAGAGGGUAACUACCAUGCGCUUUCCAAUAUGGAUAUUUUGCAAGAAUCCAAUCAGGGUAAUUAUGUGGAGGUCUUCUUCAACAAGAGUGUACCGAUGAGCACCUAUUUGACCUGCUUCAUUGUUUCUGAUUUUGCUAACAAAUCAGCUGAAAUUGAUACAAAUGGCAUUGGUUCACCAUUUACCCUGCGUGCUUUUGCCACUCCUGAACAAAUUGAAAAAGUCGACUUUGCUUUGGAUGUAGGCAAAACGGUGAUCGAGUACUACAUACAGUACUUCCAAGUCGAAUAUCCAUUGCCAAAGUUGGACAUGGCUGCCAUACCAGACUUUGUCUCUGGCGCUAUGGAACACUGGGGUUUGGUGACAUAUCGUGAAACCGCAUUGCUUUACACAGAAGGUGUCAGCUCGACGGCAAAUAAGCAGAGUAUUGCGAACGUUAUUGCUCAUGAAUUCGCCCAUAUGUGGUUCGGGAACUUAGUCACUAUGGCCUGGUGGAACGAUUUAUGGCUCAAUGAGGGGUUUGCGAGCUAUAUUGAAUACAAGGGCGUGGAUAUGAAAUUCCCUGAAUGGAAAAUGAUGGAUCAAUUUGUUACUGGUACUCUGCAUAGCGUCCUUACAUUGGAUGCCACACUUGGUGCUCAUCCCAUCAUUCAGACUGUAGAGAACCCCGAUCAAAUUACGGAAAUUUUCGAUACCAUCACCUACUCGAAGGGUGCUUCAAUCAUACGCAUGUUGGAAGAUUUCAUUGGAUCUGAUAACUUCCGAACGGCCGUCACAAAUUACUUAAAUAAGUAUAAAUAUGGAAACGCUGUGACUGAUAACUUUUUAACCGAAAUCGAAGAAUUGAACUUGGGUAUUAAUGUAAAAUCGAUUAUGAACACUUGGACGGAACAGAUGGGCUUGCCGGUGGUAAUGGUGGAACAAGUAAGCGACACACAAUUCAAACUCACACAGAAACGUUUCUUCUCCAAUCCCGACGAUUACGAUGGCACCUAUGACGACUCACCUUUCAAUUAUACCUGGUCGAUUCCAAUCACAUAUAAGACAAAUGCUGCAAGUGAUGCUGAGAGAGCUUGGUUCUACUACAAUCAAUCUGAAUUAAUAAUUGAUUUGGCAGCUGCACCCCAAUGGAUUAAAUUCAAUUAUGAUCAGAUUGGUUACUAUCGAGUUAAUUAUCCUGCUGCUUUGUGGGAAAAAUUGGCGAAUCAACUCAUAGAAGGACCAAAUAGUUUUUCGGUUAGCGAUCGUGCUGGUCUAUUAAACGAUGCCUUCUCCCUCGCCGAUGCGACGCAACUAUCUUACGACACCGCACUCAACAUGACAGAGUACUUGGCAAAGGAAACCGAAUAUGUGCCCUGGUAUGUGGCAGCAUCAAAACUCACCUCUCUUAAGCGCUUACUUAUGUUCACCGAAAUUUAUGUCAAUUACAAAAAGUAUGCAAGCGAAUUGAUUAAACCAAUAUACCAAAAUGUCACAUGGACAGUGGGCGAUGAUCACUUACAGAAUCGUUUGCGUGUCACAGUUUUGUCAGCAGCCUGCUCUCUCGGUGUAGAAGAUUGCCUAACAGAAGCGACUACGCUCUUCACUAACUGGCUAAGUACGCCAACUGAGCGUCCACAUCCAGACAUUCGUGAAACUGUCUACUACUACGGUGUAUUUGCAGCUGAUGAAGAGUCGUGGCAAAAAAUGUGGGAGCUCUUUGUCAACGAAACUGAUGCCACUGAGAAAGUAAAAUUGAUGUAUGGACUGUCGGCUGUGCAAGUGCCUUGGAUACUGAGCAACUAUAUCAACCUCGCCUGGGACGAGAACAAUGUGCGCAGUCAAGAUUACUUCACUUGUCUGCAAUACAUAGCCGCCAAUCCAGUUGGUGAGCCACUCGUGUGGGAUUAUGUGCGUGAACAUUGGCCCGAUUUAGUAAACCGUUUCGGCUUGAAUGAACGCUAUUUAGGUAAUAUGAUUCCAUCAAUUACGUCACGCUUCGAUAAGGAAACCAAAUUAGAGGAAAUGGAACAAUUCUUCGCUAAGUAUCCAGAAGCAGGAGCUGGUGCAGCUGCACGUGUCCGUGCUUUGGAGACGGUAAAGAAUAACAUAGCAUGGUUGGCGAACAACAAGGACAAUAUCGGCGAGUGGCUGAACAAACAAUCUUAGUAAUGGGCAAAAUUUGAUAUGUGUAUUUUUACAUACACUGCAAAUCUGCUUAAAACUAAAUGUAAUAUUAUUAAUAAUUUAAUAAAUUCAAUAAGGAAUAAGAAGUUCUUCAGUUCAUAACAGAUUUUCCAAUA
This is a messenger RNA of Anastrepha obliqua, 5993 nucleotides long. RefSeq lists its product as uncharacterized. Gene Ontology annotation, cellular component: cytoplasm. NCBI's taxonomy places the organism in Eukaryota, Metazoa, Arthropoda, Insecta, Diptera, Tephritidae. The transcript has 24 exons. Gene Ontology annotation, biological process: peptide catabolic process; proteolysis. Gene Ontology annotation, molecular function: zinc ion binding; peptide binding; metalloaminopeptidase activity. Bases 40 to 5859 code for a protein of 1939 amino acids. The record is from RefSeq and is a predicted model, not a curated record.